This is a messenger RNA of Botrytis fragariae, 1560 nucleotides long. RefSeq names its product putative plc-like phosphodiesterase protein. The record is from RefSeq and is a predicted model, not a curated record. Bases 1 to 1560 code for a protein of 519 amino acids. Gene Ontology annotation, molecular function: phosphoric diester hydrolase activity. Gene Ontology annotation, biological process: lipid metabolic process. Lineage: Eukaryota; Fungi; Ascomycota; Leotiomycetes; Helotiales; Sclerotiniaceae. The transcript has 3 exons.
AUGUUUAAUUCUACCCUACAUACAUUUGCAGUCCUACUGCUUCUGCUACCUACAGUUCUUGCAGCAUCAAAAGCAUAUGUAGAACUGGUCAAUGGAACACCAUACGACUGGCACUUGAUAUCUAAUGAAACACAUCACAUGAGAUGGUUUCCCAAUACCACGAUUCCAUCUGGCACCAGCGCCGAAUCCUGUAUCUCAUGGAUUCUAUAUCUACGGGACGCAAAGGCUGAAGCAACAUAUCGUAUCGAUAAUCCUUCAUCCCCUGAAUCUUUCACCGUCCGAGCCCGUCGGAAUCCAACCAAAAUCGAGGUUGUCUAUCAUGAAAACCUCUCCUCUCUCAACAAUCCCAAAAAUUCAAUCAUCGACCUGGUUUACAGCAAAAAUCAUCCGCAUCCAUUCAUUCUCGCAGGAAACGGUAUCUCAACCCCCUAUGUCAGCUCUAACCCUCCAAUCCCCUGGAUGCAAAGUACGAUUUCCACUCUCUCCUCAAGACCUCUCCGUCAAAUCAGUAUGCCCAUGGCUCACAAUGCGGGCGCUAAUAUCGUAAGCGAUUCACUAAAAGGACCAGGCACAUUACACAACACACAAACACAAUUCAAUUCCGUAUUUAUGCAACUAAUUUUCGGAGCCCGCUGGUUAGAUAUACGACCUGUGUUUUAUGAAGGGAAAUGGAUGACUUACCAUAGUACAUUUGCCUCAGGGAAGAUGUGGGGUGCCACGGGUCAAAGUAUCGAGAGUGUAAUUGAAGAUGUGAAUAGAUUUACAAAAGCACACCCCGGAGAACUCAUCGUGCUUGAUAUAUCACAUGAUGCAAGCAAUGCGUGGAAAUGGAGGAAAUGGAGGAAAUUUGAUGCGAUUGAUUGGAUGAAGCUUUUUGAGUUAUUGAGUGGUAUUCGUAAUGCGUGGCAGGAACCACGGAGAUUGGGUUGGGAUUUGUCGCUUUUACCUUUUGACACUUUUGUGACGAAGGGGGGUAAUAGUACGGUUCUGGUGAGGAUUCCUUGCGAUGCACAGAUACCGGUUUCGAUGUUGCCUGGGAGGGGAAAAAGAGAUACAAAUACCACCCUGGCAGCAUCUUCAGCUGGCUGCGAUUCUGUCAGUUUUGAUGAUUAUCUUGCACCCUUGAACACCACAGGUUCGCUCGAAUCACAAGAGUUGUCUUCUUCCCCUAUUGAUAAGCGGAAAAUAUCUAAAAUUCCUGGUGGCAUUCUGCCUGACCCUCUCUCCCGCCGCACCGACUACAAAAUGACCUUCACUCCCCUCCCCGCGACCCGCCUCCCCGUAACCGGGCACAACUCCGCCACUGACUCUCCUUCCCAUCUAGCCUCCUCCCAACUCCACCUCCUCUCCCUACACAAAUCCUCUCCCGCCAUUACCCCACAAACCCCGCACAAAUGCAUAAAUCAUCCUGGAUUCUCUUUCAACCGUCUACGUUCCAGGCUGAUGUCGGUAAUUGGUGGAGUUCUAUACUUGGGUACGCGAUAUUGGCGCAGCGGAGCUUGUUUAGGAAUUUUGGAGGACUUGUACAGGGAAGAGGGAAAUCAGGAAAGCCGAAUUUGA